Messenger RNA from Canariomyces notabilis, 2003 nucleotides. RefSeq lists its product as uncharacterized. Gene Ontology annotation, biological process: poly(A)+ mRNA export from nucleus. The transcript has 3 exons. The record is from RefSeq and is a predicted model, not a curated record. Gene Ontology annotation, cellular component: nucleus. Bases 253 to 1545 code for a protein of 430 amino acids. Lineage: Eukaryota; Fungi; Ascomycota; Sordariomycetes; Sordariales; Chaetomiaceae.
ACGAUGUCCAUGGGUCAUCUGCGGCUAAUCUCAUUGCACAGGCCCAGUACGGAGUACUUUGACUGCUCCCCGAUGCAGCCUUCUGAAAGGAACCGUUAGCAACAAAGGAGCAUUUAUCAUCUCCAACACGUUUUGAAUUGAACCACGAUCCAACAACCAGCCAGGAAUACUAGAAUUCCUCUGCUAAAGAGUACCUUGGGUCUGGAUUUCUUGCCUUGCGUUUUCUUUCGAGCAACCAAAACAAAAAUCGCCAUGUCCGCUGCCGAUUCGCCUGCGGGUUCGCCCGGUGAGGCUACCCAGCAUCGCGAAGACGAAAGCCCGGAUAAUAUUCAGGAGGGCGGCGCCGGCGGUGAUGCUGGUUCCGACAAAGACUCCGACCUCCUUUCAGAAAUCGACGAAGAGCAGUUCGAGGACUAUGAUCCAACCCUCGAAGAGAAACCCGUGGAAAUCGACGAGAAUGUCGUGAAAACCUUGAAAGCAGCCAAGAGAAAGCGGACAGAUGGCGAGACGACAAAGAAGCCAAAGGAGGGCCGCAGACCGAAGAAGCGAGCGAGGGCGAAUGACGACGAUGUUGGUGACGUCGGGGAUCUAGAGGGUCGACCACGGAAAACACGUGCUACGGAUAGCGAGCGCGUUGCGAGGAAGGCGGCCGAAGAGGAAGAGGAACAGGUAGUUGAGGAGAAUUUGACACCGGAAGAGCGGCGCCGUCGGGCAAUCCAACGAGCCAUGGACAAUGCCCUAAAGAAUCCUACUAAGCGAAGGCGCAAGAAGGACGAGAUUGACCUCGAGGAAGCACUCGAUGACCAAAUCGCGAAUCUCAAGGUGGCAAUUGAGAAGGCCUGUGUGGCAGAUAACGAAGCCCGCGACAAGCAUAUGGCUGCGACACACAAGCUCAAGCUCCUUCCCCAAGUCACAGCGCUCCUCAACCGGACCUCCGUCCAAGAUGCUGUUCUCGACCCUGAGACAAACUUCCUUCAGUCCGUCAAAUACCUGCUUGAGCCCCUUAAUGACGGGAGCCUCCCAGCGUACAACAUCCAGCGCGACAUUUUCAAUGCGCUCGCAAAACUGCCAAUCAACAAAGACGUACUCCUCAGCAGUGGGAUAGGCAAAGUCGUCUUCUUCUAUACCAAAAGCAAGCGACCUGAGGCCAGCAUCAAGCGCAUCGCCGAGCGCCUUGUGGGAGAGUGGAGCCGGCCAAUCCUCAAGCGGACGGACGACUACAAGAAGCGCCAAAUUGAAACGCGUGAUUUUGACUUUGUCGCCGCAAAGAUGGCUCAGCGUCAGGAAGCGGCGGUAAGCGGCUCGCAGAUCACGCUUACCCAACGGCCCGCCGGCAAGACUCGCUUCGAGCUUGAGCGAGAGCGCCUGCUUGCCCCCGAGACCAAGAAGAACCGCGCUCAGCCGGCCGGUCUCCCAGCGAGCUACACGAUUGCCCCGCGGAGCACUUUCGAUGCCUCCCGCCGCGCUGAUCACCGGCCCAUUGGAACCGGUGGCAUGGAAGCCUUCCGGAGGAUGACGCAGAAGGGUAAGGCAGGGAAGCGCUAAAUGGGUUUUCAGAUGGACUGGCCUUCGCCUAUUCCAGGUAGCUGAGCUACCUUAGCGCAAGGUCGUCCUAACGAAAGUAUCUUACUUCAAUUCCCUUGGUUGGGACGAACGGGCAUGCGGAGGGUAAUGGGAUUUGACGACUGUCGCGUGAUUUGGGACGCUGCGUGACUUGGUUCUUUUGGGCAUUCACCAUAGGCUGAGUAGCACGAUCGGGAAAACAGAGUGGCAGAUACAGGGCCAAUUUGACCAAGCUCUGGUAGUGAUGAUUUGCUCCUGAGUGGUGCGAGAGAUUGCCCUUACGCAUAGCUUAGCAUGAGGUCUGGAUCGUCUGAUUCCUUUCCGGGACAGCGCAGGGAAGGUGUCCCACGGUGGUAGUGUCCAGGGGCAGGAGUUGACUUAUAAACAUGCAAGACACUUUUAAUUACCCGCUCUUCCUCUAAACAAGUCUCCAGCGCUGC